AUGGUGGGCUCCAAGGAGAUUUCCCUGUCUGCAUGUACAACCCAACUUUUUGCCUUUGUCUGUCUGUGCUCCACUGAGUGCUUCCUCAUCACCUCCAUGGCUUAUGAUCGUUGUCUGGCCAUCUACAGGCCUCUGACAUAUGGGACAGCUAUGAGUUCCCAGACUUACGCCUCUCUGGUGGGGGUGGCCUGGGUCAGCAGGCUCCUCUUCUCUGCCUUCCACACAGCCAAUACCUUCUCCUUGCCCUUCUGCGGUCCCAACAUGACCGAUCACUUCUUUUGUGACAUCCCUCCACUCAUGCGCCUCGCCUGUACCAAUACGCAAGCCCACGAGGCUGCUGGAUUUGUGGCUAGUGGUUGUGUCGUUAUUACCUGCUUUUUGCUCACCCUUCUGUCUUACAUUCACAUUGUGGCCACAGUGGUGCAGAUCCGUUUGGCAGCUGGCCGCCAGAAGUCCUUCUCCACAUGCUUUUCCCACCUGGCCACGGUGCUCCUGUUUUAUGGCACUGGCAGUUUUGCCUACAUGCAGCUUGCUGUCCACUACUCCACACUGCAAGGGUGCCUGGCUGCUGUCUUCUACUCUGUCCUCACUCCCACCCUGAAUCCACUAAUCUACAGCCUGAGGAACAAGGACAUGAAGGGUGCCCUGCAGAAGCUCUAUCUUCGGGUGCCAUCUUAG
Molecule: messenger RNA, 678 nt
Organism: Castor canadensis (American beaver)
Lineage: Eukaryota; Metazoa; Chordata; Mammalia; Rodentia; Castoridae
Product: olfactory receptor 9G4-like
Biological process (GO): G protein-coupled receptor signaling pathway
Cellular component (GO): membrane
Molecular function (GO): G protein-coupled receptor activity; olfactory receptor activity
Source: RefSeq, a predicted model, not a curated record